Messenger RNA from Nothobranchius furzeri (turquoise killifish), 1330 nucleotides. RefSeq names its product translocase of inner mitochondrial membrane 17 homolog A (yeast) (gene timm17a). Lineage: Eukaryota; Metazoa; Chordata; Actinopteri; Cyprinodontiformes; Nothobranchiidae. The record is from RefSeq and is a predicted model, not a curated record. Gene Ontology annotation, cellular component: TIM23 mitochondrial import inner membrane translocase complex; mitochondrial inner membrane. Gene Ontology annotation, biological process: protein import into mitochondrial matrix. Gene Ontology annotation, molecular function: transmembrane protein transporter activity.
UUUUUAAGGAAGAAGUGACGUUACGUUACGUCAGUGGUAACAGCUAAAGAACAAAAUGGAGGAAUAUGCCAGAGAGCCGUGCCCCUGGAGGAUUGUGGAUGACUGUGGUGGAGCUUUCACCAUGGGAGCUAUUGGUGGAGGAAUUUUUCAGGCUGUGAAAGGCUUCAGAAAUGCACCUUCAGGGAUGAGUCACAGGAUGAGGGGUAGUUUAACCGCCAUCAAGACCAGAGCCCCACAACUAGGAGGUAGCUUUGCUGUGUGGGGAGGCCUUUUCUCAAUGAUCGACUGUGGUUUAGUAAAAGUCAGAGGGAAGGAGGAUCCCUGGAACUCGAUAACAAGCGGGGCCAUGACAGGAGCUAUCCUUGCUGCGAGGAAUGGACCAGUUGCUAUGGUUGGCUCUGCUGCCAUGGGAGGUAUUUUGCUGGCGUUGAUAGAGGGCGCUGGAAUCCUGCUCACAAGAUUUGCUUCUUCACAAUUCCCCACUGGACCCCAGUUUACAGAAGAACCUGCCCCUGCUCCUAUUCCCACCUCCCCUUUUGGAGAUUACAGACAAUACCAGUGAGAGGACCAUCUCACUCCCUUAUUCUCUAGAUCUUUCUGAAUUCCUUGCUGAAGUUACAAAGAAGAAAUGGAGAGGCAUCACAACCCUCACUAGAAGCUAUACUCGCCAAUAUGAGCUGAGCUGCCAGAGAGUUGAAAGACGGACAUCAUCUUCAUCGUUCUUUUUUCACGAACCAUCUAUAGAUCUGCCUUUUGCCAUUCUCUGCCUUGUCAUGUGCAUCUGUGUCACCCGGCACGUUGAGUACAGACGUGUGGUGAAAGUAUUUUAUAAUAUUUGGGCCUGUGCGUGAUGAGGCAUGUUUUCUGGUUUCUACAUGUAGAAAACAUCACCCAGCAGAUGAGCUCUGAUAGUGCUAAUAAUAGUAAACCUGGAAAACGUAAUGAAUUAUGUAUGUAAACAGCUUGUAUUCACUCAUCUCGGUCUUUAUCUGAUUUUGAACACAUCACAUGCUUGGGUUGGCCAAACACACUUGGGCCUCUACUUUUUAUUCAGCUACGAAGGCAGAUCUAUUGAACACACCACCAUUCCUGGAAUAUUAGUUUCUUUUAAAGUGUUUUAUUUAUUGUAGAUAAUAAAGAGUUGUAUUGGAUUGUUCUGUUAACGGUGAUUUUUCCAUUCAACACUCAGUGUUCCAAGGACUGCUGCUGACAAGGAAUGGCUCAGGCUCUUCAUUUGUAUAGAAAACUAAAGCAAGGGAUUGAUGCAUAUUGUAUUCAAUCUGUAUAACAAAUUGUACUUUGGUACAAUAAAGUCAUAAAUUGUAAAAUG